This is a messenger RNA of Symbiodinium necroappetens, 1713 nucleotides long. Lineage: Eukaryota; Dinophyceae; Suessiales; Symbiodiniaceae. The record is from the annotation of a GenBank genome assembly.
AUGGAACCACAUUCGCAGGACAUCUACGUGGCAGAUUCCGGCAACAACCGCAUCCGUCUGAUUUUCAGCCAGAUAGGUCCCGGCGUUCAUCACUCUGGCUACUGUACGAAUGGAUUGGCCUGCGAGGUGACGAUCAUGGGAAAUGGCUUGCUUCCUGGCAACAAGCUGGCCGUCAUUCCUAUGGAGCAAAGCUGCGGGCAGCCUGGCGUAAUGUUCCAAAUGGGCCUGGCCAUGAACCCGACGUCCGAGAUCCCCUCGCCAUCAUUCACCCAGAAGACCUUCAACUUUGGACCACCUUCAGUGCCCCGCACCGGAACCUAUCGGCUCUGCUUUUGCGUGAAGGAUGCUGUGGUCUUCGGGCAGAUAACGCCUUGCAAUGCGGCAGAGUUCUUCAUCCAUGAUGCCGGAAUUGUUCGCAUUGUUGGACCGGACAGCCGUAUCGAUGAUGCCGAAGUCGUCGAAGGGAUGCCCGGCCGGCCCUUGGCUUUGGCCAUCUCCGGCCACGAGCUCUCGCUCUUCGACCGCGUGCGCCUGGUGAACGACUCGCAGCCCUGUGGCGUUCCCGGUGCAGAGGUCCUGGCCGAGGAAGUUCAAAGCCGAGACAUUUUGAUGGGGCGGCGGUACCAGGGCAACGAGUCCUUCAGCCUUUGGGUGAACGUAACACUUCGAGCCUCUGGCAGCUUCCGCGUAUGCUGGUGCCAGGGUGCGAGGAUCGAUGGUACUCGCUUGCGGUGCGAGCGCGGAGAGGACUUUCGAGUGGAGGCUGCACGUGUCAACAUUCGAGGCCCCAUCCAGUACGUUGGCACAAUCAAGACUGGCAGUUACGAGGAGAUCGCAGUCAAAGGCGGCCAGCUGGCUGGAUUCAGUUCUAGUGAUCGCAUUCGACUGGUCGACGCGGCGACCGUGCAGUGCGGAAGCAUGGAGGCGCAGGCCUUCAGCAUCUCCAUCGAAAACGAGCAGCUGGACGCUGUGCCCAGGCCGUCGGGCGCCCCACACCGCAUCACCGCCGACUCCGUGACGUGGACCAAUGUCAAGGGGAGUGGCUUCUUGUGCCAUUUGGCGGAGGUGACCCCGUAUGUGCUGCCGGUGCGUGAUGUGCGUGAGUGUGGUGGAGGCAGCAGCCAAGGGAAUCCAGCACUCGUUGCGGAACAAUCAGAAGAUGCAGCCAACUCAGGACGAGCCAACACGCAUCUGGCCAACCUGCUGAAACAGUUCGAUGGUUCUGGUGGUGCUGCGCCAACGACCCCGCCGAGCCGUCAUACUGGGGCGGCGCCCAUGACACCUCCGGCGUCGACAGGACUUGCGGUUGUGAGCAGAGGCCAGACCAUGGCAGAGAUGGCAGGGAGGGAUCCAUACAUGACCUCGCCUGGUGCAGCGCAUUUUGGCACCACUCCCACGCCCGAACAUGGAGACAAGGACCAGACCAAGGCCACCACAAAGACCCCCUCACCGAGCAAACGGGUAGUGAAAGCCAAGCGUGCGCCUGUCAAGCAGCUACCGCAGAAGAUACGCUGCUGCCCCAGGGCCGAAGCUCUCACCGGGUCCUGCAAGCAACGCCGACCAGCAGGGGAGGAGCCGGCCGACAUCGAUCUGAUCUGGAAGAGGAGGACAAGCUCCAGUCCACUUCGCCGGGCUUUGGACGACUGGAAUAUGAAUAGUCUUUGCUUCUGGAAGUACAGCUUUGGCAAGGCAUGGCUUCCAUCUCCAUCCUGA